AUGGGGACUACAGCUUCACCCGAACGGCCGCCCCUAUGGGUGGCUCAAUUACCUCGUACUAACAAUGGAGAACUUCGGAUUCGCCGUUUGAUGAUUGCGAAUCGAGGCGAGAUAGCUAGUCGAGUGAUCAAGACAUGCCGAAAACUCAAUAUCACCUCAAUAGCCAUAUAUGCUUCGGAGGAUGCAUCGUCUCAGCAUUGCACUGAGGCCGACGAGGCAAUAAACUUAGGAUCUAUCGAACAGCCCACAGGCAAUCCGUUCCUGAACAUUAAGGGCCUGGUGAAGAUAGCCUUGGCAUGUAAAGCUGACGCAAUCCAUCCAGGAUAUGGCUAUUUGAGUGAAAAUGCACAGUUUGCGGAUGCUGUGCGAGACGCUGGCAUAAUUUACAUUGGCCCAAACUCUCAAGCAAUACUUACCCUUGGUGACAAGAGGUCUGCCAAGGAGUACCUCCUAGAGCACGAACCAAACGUUCCUCUCAUCCCAGGCUACACUGGAUCAUUCUCGGGUAUAGAUCUGGAGGAACAAGCGUCGAAAAUCGGCUUCCCAGUCAUGGUGAAAGCUUCUGCUGGUGGAGGUGGAAGAGGAAUGCGUAUAGUUAGGGAUCAGACCAGUCUGCGAGAUGAGGUUGAAUUGGCCCAAUCCGAGGCACAACGAUCGUUCGGAUCUUCAGAUUGUAUCCUUGAGAAGUAUAUCGCCUCGGGAAAGCAUGUUGAGGUACAGAUAAUGGGUGACAGUAGCGGAGAAGUCAUCUCGCUAUGGGAGCGAGACUGCUCGGUCCAGAGACGGCAUCAAAAAGUCGUGGAAGAAAGCCCGUGUGCCUGGUUGAGCCAGGAACAGCGCGAACGAAUUUGUGCAGCAGCAGUGAAAAUCGGAAAGCUCUUGAAGUAUGAAGGAGCAGGAACUGUAGAGUUCAUGGUCGACAUCCAGACCGGAGAAUUUUACUUCUUAGAAGUCAACGCCAGACUUCAAGUCGAACACCCCAUUACCGAGGAGUGCACUGGGCUGGACAUUGUGUCUCUUCAGCUAUACGUGGCAAGUGGUGGGCUCCUGAGGAAUAUUGAGGCGUUUGAUCGUAUUCCGCAGAACGGGCAUGCAAUUGAAUGCCGAUUAUGUGCAGAGGACCCGGAUCAAAACUUUGCGCCUCAAAAUGGCCUUGUUCGUCUGUGGAAGCCUUCCCCUGAAUACCAAGGAAGAGAUAUACGGUACGAGACCGCUAUAAGCUCUGGGGGCAGAGUUUCCAUUCAUUUUGAUUCCAUGAUUGCAAAGAUUGUCGUCUGGGCACCAACCCGGUCAUUGGCGAUCCAGAAGAUGGUAAAAGUUCUCGCAAACACUGCUUGUAUGGGUGUUCGCACAAAUCAGCUCUUCCUCCAGGCAUGUCUCACUCACUCGAGCUUCAACGAAGUGGACUAUACCACGGCGUUCAUUCCGGCGAAUCUUGACGAACUUCUCAAAUAUCCCGACAGAUUGCUCGAUCAUCAAAUGCAGACCAAGUUAUCGAUCCUGGCCCCGCUUCUAGGCAGAACAAUGGAAAACGCACAUAGAAAGAGAAAUGGCAGAUCGGUCUUCAAAAGCAUCCGGCCUGGAUUUCGAAAUCAGCCGUACGAUAAAGUGAACGUUCACAGCGACAUUGUUACCAAGUACGAUGCCAUCGCCAAUGGUGAGAAACAACCACGGAUUUAUUCAUGGAGCUAUGGUCAUGGAACCAUAUGCAGAGUUGGUACGGUGCCAGAGGUUCUGAAAAAAGAAGAUCAGAGCGACAAGCAGUCAGCCACAUCAGCAGUCACGAAUGCAUAUAACCUCCUGAGCACAUCAUUAAGAAAUGGGCACUUCCGUGGUUCUGAGGAGUUCGAUGUCCAUAUACACUCGCUCAGUGCCGAGACAAUUGAAGCCGAAUACGAGCAAUCCUGGAAAGUGGGUAAAAUUGUUGCCUCCGUCAACCAAACUCUGUUUGAGGUGACAUUGGCAACGGAAGACGUUUUCGAAGCCACCUCGGAGAUUGACACAGCCGGAUCGAAAAAGAUAUACUUGCACCUUCCAACGCUUGGGACAUACAUCGAAUAUCGGUGCUACUCACUCCUUUCAUAUUAUGAGAGCCAGCGUUCUGCUGCUUCUGGAGGUGCCGAAGCUGACGGAGGGGCCAUCACGGCACCAAUGCCAUGUAAGGUGCUGAGGGUCCUAAAAAAGAAUGGAGAUUCUGUCAAAACGGGAGAAAUCGUACUGGUCGUGGAGAGUAUGAAGAUGGAGAUUAAUAUAUCGGUAUCCAGGAAUGGGAUAUUUGAGACCUCAGUCCGGCAGGGCGAUGGUAUUGACCAGGGAGUGGUCUUAUGUCUUGUGCAUGACGAAGAGGUAACAAAAAGUUGA
Exophiala bonariae is the source of this 2361-nucleotide messenger RNA. RefSeq lists its product as uncharacterized. The transcript is spliced from 2 exons. Lineage: Eukaryota; Fungi; Ascomycota; Eurotiomycetes; Chaetothyriales; Herpotrichiellaceae. Bases 1 to 2361 code for a protein of 786 amino acids. The record is from RefSeq and is a predicted model, not a curated record. Gene Ontology annotation, cellular component: mitochondrion. Gene Ontology annotation, molecular function: methylcrotonoyl-CoA carboxylase activity; metal ion binding; ATP binding.